This is a messenger RNA of Mus caroli (Ryukyu mouse), 4422 nucleotides long. RefSeq names its product activated leukocyte cell adhesion molecule (gene Alcam). NCBI's taxonomy places the organism in Eukaryota, Metazoa, Chordata, Mammalia, Rodentia, Muridae. Gene Ontology annotation, biological process: cell adhesion. Gene Ontology annotation, cellular component: plasma membrane. The record is from RefSeq and is a predicted model, not a curated record.
GCCUCUAGGCUGCGGAUCGGCGCUCCAACCACCUGCUCCGCGCUGCCGCCGAGGAAGCUGGGCGGGAGAGAGGAGCGGGAGGAGCAGGAGGAGCGGGAGGAGGAGACAGGCAGCUUACACACGCCUUCCCGUCCUCCACUCAGAGCAGCCCGAGCCCGCGGCCGCCGCCACUGCUCCAGCUGCCGCCGCUACAGCCUCUGCCUCGGCUGCCACCUGAGGAGACCCACGGUCGGGACCCCGCGACGCUCCCCGCCGACCCUUCUCUGCUCCCGGUGAUCCGUGCACCGUGCAACUCUCAUCACUCUUCUUAUCCUCUCCUUUGCAAGAAGAGAAACUACUAGAAGAUAGCAGCCAAAAAGAAACCGCGUCUACCUUGACUGACUACUGAAGCGUCUCCUGGAAUAAGAGGGUCGCCCGUCCUGGGAGUAGCAGCCAGAGACGCUGAGGAAGGGUGUGGAGGGGGGAGGGAGGAGUUGCGGGUUCCGCGUGGAGGAAAGUUGCGUGUGGCACAGACCCGACGGCGCAGCACCACAGUCCCCGGGGGACUGUGUGUCUUGGAAAAAAGUCGCUGUCCCCCUAAGGCGAGACCCACAAGCGAGCGGGCCCCGUGGGCCCGGGGACGACGCCCCCUCCUGCGGCGUGGACUUUGUCGGUGGCCUUCUAGGAGGAGGAAUAUGGCAUCUAAGGUGUCCCCUUCUUGCCGUCUGGUUUUCUGCCUCUUGAUCUCCGCCGCGGUCCUCAGACCAGGCCUUGGAUGGUACACUGUCAACUCAGCAUAUGGAGACACCAUUGUCAUGCCUUGCCGUCUCGACGUACCUCAGAACCUCAUGUUUGGUAAAUGGAAAUAUGAAAAGCCUGAUGGUUCCCCAGUAUUUAUUGCAUUCCGAUCUUCUACGAAGAAAAGUGUGCAGUAUGAUGAUGUCCCAGAGUACAAGGACAGACUGAGCCUCUCAGAAAACUACACUUUGUCUAUCGCCAAUGCUAAGAUCAGUGAUGAGAAGAGAUUUGUGUGCAUGCUAGUGACCGAGGACAAUGUGUUUGAAGCACCUACCCUAGUCAAGGUGUUCAAGCAACCAUCUAAACCUGAAAUUGUAAACAAAGCACCCUUUCUUGAAACAGAUCAGCUGAAAAAGUUAGGUGACUGCAUUUCAAGAGACAGUUACCCAGAUGGCAACAUCACGUGGUACAGGAACGGCAAAGUGCUGCAACCUGUGGAAGGAGAGGUGGCCAUACUUUUUAAAAAGGAGAUUGAUCCAGGAACUCAGCUGUCUACCGUGACUUCCUCCUUGGAGUACAAGACAACCAGGUCUGACAUACAAAUGCCAUUCACCUGUUCUGUGACAUAUUAUGGACCCUCCGGCCAGAAAACAAUUUAUUCCGAACAAGAAAUCUUUGAUAUUUACUAUCCUACAGAGCAGGUGACAAUACAAGUGCUGCCACCAAAAAAUGCCAUCAAAGAAGGGGACAACAUCACCCUUCAGUGCUUGGGGAAUGGCAACCCACCUCCUGAGGAGUUCAUGUUUUACUUACCAGGACAGCCUGAAGGCAUAAGAAGCUCAAAUACUUACACACUGACAGAUGUGAGACGCAAUGCCACAGGGGACUACAAAUGCUCACUCAUUGACAAAAGGAACAUGGCGGCUUCAACGACCAUCACAGUUCACUACUUGGAUUUAUCCUUAAACCCAAGUGGGGAAGUGACCAAGCAGAUUGGCGAUACCCUGCCUGUGUCAUGCACAAUAUCUGCAAGUAGGAACGCGACUGUGGUGUGGAUGAAGGAUAACAUCCGGCUCCGGUCCAGCCCUUCAUUUUCCAGUCUUCAUUAUCAGGAUGCUGGGAACUAUGUCUGUGAAACUGCUCUUCAGGAGGUUGAGGGACUGAAGAAAAGGGAGUCGCUGACACUCAUUGUAGAAGGGAAACCUCAAAUCAAAAUGACUAAGAAAACUGACCCCAGUGGACUGUCUAAAACUAUAAUCUGCCAUGUGGAAGGGUUUCCAAAGCCAGCUAUACAUUGGACCAUUACCGGCAGUGGGAGCGUCAUAAACCAAACAGAGGAGUCUCCUUAUAUUAAUGGCAGGUAUUAUAGUAAAAUUAUCAUUUCCCCUGAGGAGAAUGUUACAUUAACUUGCACAGCAGAAAACCAACUGGAGAGAACAGUAAACUCCCUGAAUGUCUCUGCGAAUGAAAACAGAGAAAAGGUGAAUGACCAGGCAAAACUGAUUGUGGGAAUUGUCGUUGGUCUCCUCCUCGCUGCCCUCGUUGCUGGCGUCGUCUACUGGCUGUACAUGAAGAAGUCCAAAACUGCAUCAAAACAUGUAAACAAGGACCUUGGUAAUAUGGAGGAAAAUAAAAAGCUGGAGGAAAACAAUCACAAAACAGAAGCCUAAGCGAGGAGUGGAUUGGAUAGCCUGAGGAAAAAACAUAUAAACAAAUUGAAGCAUGAACGUGGAUUGUAUUUAAGACAUAUACAAAGACAAAUGACAGCAAUUCAUGGUUCAAGUAUUAAGCAGUUCAUUCUACCAAGCUGUCACAGGAUCUUAGAGAAUUAUCUCAAGUAAAACAAUGAAAUAAAGUUAUAAAAUAAAAUUACAAGAUUUGGCAGCCAUGAUAAUAGGUCAUAUGUUGUAUUUCGUUUGAUUUUUUUUUUCUGUAAAUGUCUGCACUAAGGGUUUCUUUCAGUUUGCCUUUUCUGUAAAUUUUUUACGUAGCUAUUUUUAUACACUGUAAGCUUUGUUCUGGGAGUGGCUGUUAAUUGGAUGUAUAAUGUAAUGUUUUAUUUCAAUUGUUUAUAUGGAUAGUCUGAGCAGGUACGGUUCUGAUUCUGAUUGCUAUCAAUAACACCCCAUACUUUCUUUGAACAUACUUUGACCUGAACCUCAAAGGUGGCAGUUGUGAGAUUGGGACACAUAUCUUGCCCAAUCAGAAGCUGUUUCUUAUCUUGAGAAUAGGGAGCACCAUAGGAUAUGAUGGUCUAUGUGCUGCCAACAGGCUCCCCAAAGCGAGUCACAAACACAUACAGCAACACCACUCGAGAAUGGUACUCUCAAACUGACAAUGUUUUCUUCUCUGAAAAAGACAUACACAGAGUGUGUAUCACAUUUACUUACCGACACUUGCUAGGAAAUGACAUUCUGUUUAAAGAAAAAAAUUAGAAAAAAAAAUAUGGAAAAAAAAUAUCAGAGAAAAGUGUCAGAGAAAGUUGGAAGCUCGUAUCCCCAUAGUCGCAGAUCACGAUGUAAAUCACUGUAAUUAAAAUUGGUGUUAAAUCCUUUGGGUUUUCCACUGCCUUAAAAUGAUACUUAUUUCCUUAAAAAAGAAAAUAAAAUAAGAGAUAUCAGUCAGAAUUGCAGAUUUUUAACAGUGGUCAUUAUUAAAGCUGUGUUAUUUUCCACAGAAUAUAGAAUAUAUAUUUUUUUCGUGUGUGUUUUUGUUAACUACGCUACAGAUAUUGAAUGCACCUUGAGAUAAUUUAGUGUUUUUAACUGGUACAUAAUUUAUCAAGCAGUACAUGAAAGUGUAAUAAUAAGAUGUCUAUGUAUCUUUAGUUACAUUCAGAUUUGUAACUUUAUAAACAUGUUUUCUGCCUGAGGUACUUUUUAAGAAGGUAGUGUACAUGGGACCUUUUUGAAGUAGACUGGAUAAGGGCCAGUAGCGACUUGCGACUAGACUUUAAACUUUGCUCUUUCAGGUGGAGGCUUCGUUUCUGGGAUCACACUGCACCGCCAUUUUGACCCAGAUUUAUGUGUAUAACUUUAACUGAAAAAAAAAAUAUGACUAUUAGAUUUCCAGGUAUAGAACUGUGUUCUUUGAGAGGGAAAAGAAAUAUGGUGUUUCCUUUUAGACACAAACAAUAAAAUUAUUUUGAAGGCAAUGAGAAACUAAUCAAAGAUUAAUCUCUGUUGGAGGUUGGGGAUAAUUUUUUGCCACUUCUGCAGACUGAGAGAUGUGUCAUUGGACACGUGUAACCAUUUGAUAUCUGAGCAAUAGUGUCUCAGUUUAAUAAAAGCUUCCUAUAGUACAUUGGUAUGGAUUAAAUACAUAAAAUAUUCUAUUAGAUUUCAUGCUGUAAAGAGAACAUGUUAUUUUGCCUCUAAACUUUGAUUUAUUGAAGUUUUAUUUGGCAAGAAAAAAGAAAUUGAAUCUUGAUCAAUAUUUAAACCAAAGGGAAAAGGGAAAACCAAAACCAAACCAAAGUUCUUUGUUUUGCCUGGUUACGACAUUCAGUUUAUCUCUGUAAAUAUUAUGAUUUUUUUUUUGUUUAGAAUUUUGUUAAAGAAAUUCUAAAAGUUUUAAACACCUGCUUUCCACAAUAAGCCAUGAACACUACAGUGAGAUUAGUUCCCUAUUAAUACUUCUCUCUCUCUCUCUCUCUCUCUCUUUCUCUUCCUCUCCUCUCCUCUCCUCUGCUCUCCUCUCCUCUCC